This is a messenger RNA of Colletotrichum orchidophilum, 2661 nucleotides long. RefSeq names its product shikimate dehydrogenase substrate binding domain-containing protein. The record is from RefSeq and is a predicted model, not a curated record. Gene Ontology annotation, biological process: chorismate biosynthetic process. Bases 1 to 2661 code for a protein of 886 amino acids. The transcript has a single exon. Gene Ontology annotation, molecular function: shikimate 3-dehydrogenase (NADP+) activity; 3-dehydroquinate dehydratase activity; 3-phosphoshikimate 1-carboxyvinyltransferase activity. Lineage: Eukaryota; Fungi; Ascomycota; Sordariomycetes; Glomerellales; Glomerellaceae.
AUGGCGACAGCCGGAGUAAAGCGGUCCUACGUGGCCACCGCCAUGAGCGAUGAGGAGGACCAUCACCACCACCAACUCGAGAAUCCCGCAAAGUUCAUCCGCGUCGACAGUCGCAAUGGCCACUCUGCUUCGCCGAGCCAGCCCCAGAGCCCGAGGACCAACAGCAGCAGAUAUUCCUUGGCUGCGUGUUCACGACCAGCGACGCCAAUUACAAGACCAGCAACACCCGUGGCCCAUAUCCCCGGCGAGGUUCCGCCAUUCCCUGCCGAUGCCUCCAUUGUCCUCGCCGGCAUUCGCGGUGCAGGGAAAUCAACGCUCGCCAUCAUUGCCUCGACGGCCAUGGAACGGAGGGCCGUCGACUGCGAAAAAGCCUUCCAACAAGUCACCGGCCUGACCAGCUUCGCAUAUAAGAGGGCCCAUGGCUCCGCUGAAUGUCACCGUCGACAGACAGACGUCCUUCGGGACCUCCUCGACCAGAACUCCAAGAGCACUCUGAUCGUGUGCAGCUGGAUGGAACGCGGGGUCCAGACUCUUCUACGGGACUUUUGUCGUACACAUCCUGUCGUGCAUAUCGUCCGGGACGUCAAGGCUAUUCAAGACCACCUAAAGAUCGAAGACGAAGACAAGGCGAGGAACCUGCUGGCCGCCAGCAGCACCAUUUUUCGGACAUGCAGCAACCUUGAGUUCUUCAACGUAUCUGAGACGGCAGACCCAUGGAUCGAAACCGAUGCCGCGAGAAUUGAGGCUCAUGCUGGCGGUCAGAAGCCUCCUGCUCCCUACCUGACUCUGAAGCGGGCAGAGAGGCAUUUUCUAAAGUUUCUCAGUCUCAUCAUGCCCAAGAGCUCCAUUCCCUUCAUCGAGUCGGCUUUCCCGCUGGCUUCUAUACCCACAGAAGACAGACGGUUCACUUACGCCAUCUCGGUUUCUUUGUCCAGCCUGCUCAACAAUGAACUUGCCAUUGAAGAGCUGGAGACUGGAGCUGAUGCUAUCGAGAUCGUCGUCGACGGAAUUGCGGGUGCAUCCUCGCUAGACUCCGAACGGGCGGCCGAUAUUGCAAGAACCAUCGGGUCCAUAAGGAGGAGCACCGUCAUACCCUUGAUGUACCACGUUGUCCUUCCAGAUUCUUCAGAGUCGGUGUACAUGGACUACAUAUUGCACGGCCUACGACUCUGCCCCGAGUAUCUCACUGUCGACCUCCGCCUGAACGACUUUCAACUCCUGCACAUCAUCUCCAUGAAGAGACGUUCAAAGAUCAUCGGCCACCUAACGCCUGCUGCCGACUCUCCACCGUGGUCAGAUCCGUUUUGGAUGUCACAAUAUCAUAGAGCGCGGCGUCUAGGUUGUGAUCUCGUCCGGCUCGUCAAGCCGGUGACCUCAAUCAAGGAUAACUUCGAUAUCAGCCACCUCAAAGCCCUAGUGGAGGCUUCCACAGGCCACAAGAUUCCCCUCAUCGCUUACAACUCUGGUCCUCGCGGCAGACAUUCCGCGGCUAUGAACCACGUUCUGACCAGUGUUGUGCCAGAGAAGCCGGUAGCAUCAAGUUACAAUCCCAACCAACCAUGCUUGACGGCAGCUCAAGCGACGCAAGCGCUGUACAACUCAUUUCUGUUCGACCCCAUGAAGAUUUACGUGUUUGGCGCCCACGUCUCUUACAGUUUGUCGCCGGCCAUGCAUAAUGCCGCCCUCAAGGCAUGCGGCAUUCCCCACCUCUAUCGACCAUUCUCAACACCAUCCUUGAAUGGGCUACGAGAGCUCAUUGAGGAUCCUUGUUUCGCGGGUGCCAGUGUUGGCCUGCCCUUCAAAGUUGAAAUCAUCACCCUCACACACUCUCUGAGCCGACACGCGCAGGCUAUUGGCGCAGUCAAUACACUUGUUCCUGUUCGUCGACUGAACCCCGACGGCACAAUACCAGAAGACGAGAAGCUCUUCAACUGCCGCAAUCGUGCCGGGCCGGUGAGGGCACUCUAUGGCGAAAAUACGGACUGGAUCGGUAUCCGGGCUUGUAUUCGCAGGGGCCUCUCUCCCGCCAACGCCGUACGAACAUCAAGUUGCGGCCUCAUUAUUGGUGCUGGCGGUAUGGCUCGCGCGGCAACCUAUAGCAUGCUGCAGCUUGGAGUCAAGAAUAUCGUGGUGUACAACAGGACAAUCAUGAACGCGGAAAAGAUGGUAAAUCACUUCACUCGCCUGUUGAAACGGCACGAUCUGCCACUCCUCAGUGCAACGUCGGAUGUGGAAACGAAAUUUCACAUCAUUCGAAACCUGGAGGAGCCAUGGCCCGAAGAUUUUCGGCUGCCGACGAUGAUUGUUUCUUGCAUCCCGACACAUAGUAUUGGCGAUGUCCCCGCACCCAACUUCGAGGUGCCACAGGCAUGGCUGGGCAGUCCGACUGGCGGUUGUCUGGUCGAAUUGGGUUACAAGACGCUGGACACUCCGAUCUUGAACCAGGCGAGGAAGGUAUCGCAUCGGGGCUGGGUUACUAUGGACGGUCUUGAUCUGUUACCCGAGCAGGGUUUCGCUCAGUUCGAGCUGUUCACAGGCAGACGAGCACCGCGUAGAUUGAUGCGAGGAGAGGUUUUCCGUGCCUAUCCCGACGGGCAUGACCGCGCAGCACUCGCACAGUUGCAGCCGCGACUCAACAAUAUUGUCGAGCAGGAGCCAUGA